This is a messenger RNA of Impatiens glandulifera, 1710 nucleotides long. RefSeq names its product ACT domain-containing protein ACR8-like. The transcript is spliced from 5 exons. Bases 117 to 1475 code for a protein of 452 amino acids. The record is from RefSeq and is a predicted model, not a curated record. NCBI's taxonomy places the organism in Eukaryota, Viridiplantae, Streptophyta, Magnoliopsida, Ericales, Balsaminaceae.
AUAAAGCGAUUCAAUUAGCUCGAGAAAAACCGUCGUCUUCUUCAUAUUGAAUUGAUAAUUUCUGGAUUUGAUUUUGCGAAAACAAGAUUUGAAGAUUGAUCUGAAGAACAACGAAGAUGGCUUGGACUUCUGCAUAUUUAGAUGAAUAUCAAAAGCUUGUCACUAGGAUGACGAUGCCAAAGGUCAUGAUUGAUAACGCCGGUUGUUCAAAUGCGACUCGUGUUAUUAUUGACAGUGCUAGAAAACAUGAAAAUCUUCUUGAAGCGAUACAGAUUCUUACCGAUUUAAACCUUUCUAUUAAGAAAGCGUAUGUAUCCUCCGACGGGAAGUGGUUUAUGGACGUUUUUCAUGUCACUGAUUUGAAUGGAAACAAGUUAACGGAAGAGAGUGUUAUCAAUUUCCUCGAACAGUCGCUUGAAACAGUUCAUGAUUCGAGAACCAAGAGUUUCGAAGGCUUGACAGCUCUAGAGCUCACAGGAACUGAUAGACUCGGUUUACUAUCAGAGGUUUACGCAGUUUUAUCAGAUUUACAAUGUAACGUAGUUGAAUCGAAAGUAUGGACACAUAAUGGAAGAAUUGCUUCCUUAAUCUACUUGAAAGAUUCUCAAUCUGGUUCGUCCAUUGAAGACUCGGAAAGACUAGAGAAAAUCAAAGCGCGAUUAAGAAACGUUUUAAAGGGAGACAAUGAUAUUCGUAGUGCUAAAACAUCAAUAUCCAUGGCGGAAACACAUACAGAGAGGAGACUUCACCAGAUGAUGUUCACGGAUCGCGAUUACGAACGACAACCAACUAAACACAAUAAUAAUAAUACGGAUUGUGUUAACGUGAUGGUUCAGAAUUGCAUGGAGAAAGAAUAUUCAUUGGUGAACAUCCAUUGUAAGGAUAGAACGAAGCUUCUCUUUGACAUUGUUUGUACAUUGACAGAUUUGGAGUAUGGGGUUUUCCACGCGACGGUGAAUACAUCCGGAGACAGAGCCGAUAUGGAAUUCUUUAUCCGACACGCAGACGGGAUAGCAAUCAGUUCAGAAGCCGAGAGGCAGCGGGUGAUUCAAUGUCUGCGUGCUUCUAUAGUGAGGAGGUGUUCGGGUGGAGGAAUUAGAUUGGAGCUAUGUAAAGAAGAUAAACACGGGUUAUUAGCGGAGGUGACAAGAACAUUCAGAGAAAACGAGCUGAAUGUGACUAGGGCAGAGAUAUCGACUACAAAGGAGGUGGCUUUGAAUAUCUUUUAUGUAACGGAUGCGAGAGGAAAUCAGGCGGAUUUAGAUGUAAUUGAAUCGGUUCGAAAGAGAAUUGGGAUUGAUUGUUUGAAUGUGAAGGAGUUACCAAAAAUCUAUCACGAUAAGAGCGAAAGGGAGGAGGUCGACCCCUCCGGUGGCGGCGGAGGGGUGGCCACGACGGUUUUGUUAUCGAUUGGGAGUAUUGUUAGAAGGAUGAAUCUAUACAGUUUGGGUGGUUUGAUAAAAUUGUAUUCUUGAGUGGGGGGAAAAGGGGAAAUAUGAAUAUGGUUUGUAAAUAAGUUAGUAUUAGUGGCUUGAAUAUAGAUUAUAGAGAAAUAUAGAUUGAUGCGGUCAUAGGUUCUCGGUCGUGGUCGGUCAAAGGUUUAGUGGGUGACCUUAGUUUAUUUGUUUGCUGUCCGACAGAUAGACAGGAGUGGUUGAAGAGUUAGGUACUAGGUGGUGUGUAGAAGGAUUAUUCAACUUAUAUUUCAAA